AUGGCUGUUUCAGACUUUGCGGCGCUUGCGGUUCAGCUUGACCCAAGGUUUCGCUAUGCCGCUGCGCCUGAGCACAUCGUUCUGCAACCGCAGAUUACCAUGACUUGGUCGUGGAUGCCAGUGGCUUACACGAGGCAGGACAGAUCGCAGCCGGAGCUGCAGGUGCUGAAGCUGCAGGAGCUCAUUCGCUUCGAGGGCUCCACCGAGUCGAAAGCACCUCUCCCACAAGUUUCGCUCAACGGGACAGAGUGCGACAUCGCGGGACCACAAGAACUGGCGUGGGAACAGCACAAGGACGUGGGGGAGGUACUCUCCACAUUGUCACAGCUCGCCGGGACUUGCGAGGUGGCAUCGCUUGUGUCCGGUCUCCACCGCAUGGCGAAGCUUGCGGAGCAGGAUGCCUAUGGCGCCAUGGGAGGACUGGAGAAUGUGUUAGAUGACCGACGCCUUGAGAGCGUGCUGUCAGUGCUCAGGUCGAAGGCCCAGGGGCUCACAACUUCACGUGCCAUCAUGCGAACGAUUUGGGCCUUCGGCAAGCUUGGCGUCAGAGGCAGCGACGUGCAGGGCAUCAUCGCCCAGCUCGCACAAACCUCCCCACCAAUCAUGAAGCAGUUCUCGUGCCAAGAGCUUUCAAACACUCUUUGGGGCCUGGCCAGGUUGAGCGAGAGCUCUUGUGGUCUGGGGCCGGAGGGAGUUCAGCUCGCACAUGUGGUGAUGAUGCAAGGCACGACGCGGCUGGCCCAGUUCAGCACGCAGUGCCUCACCAACAGCUUUUGGGCUGUGGCGAAGCUGGGGCUCAAGGGCAAGGCAGUGAAGACCUUCUGCAACGAGUGCCUCUUGUACAUUGAGGAGGUGAUGUUCCGGGAGAUGUCACCACAGGGUCUGGCCAACAGCCUGUGGGCUUGCGCCAAGCUCCAGUCGGAAUCCCGGGCAGGGGCACCUUUGGACAAGGAGGCAGUGACGCGCUUCUGCAGAAACGCCGCAUGCCGGACGAGAGCAAGCCAAGGCAAUCUCGAGCUCUUCUUCCCGCAGGAGCUUUCCAUGGCCCUCUGGGCCAUGGCAAAGUUGAUUGGGCGCAGGCCCCGUUCCAAGUCGAAGGAUGCCUUCUUCGAGGACAUCUGGAGCUUCGCCGAGUCGGUAGCUUCUGAAGCUGCCUUGCGCAUCUGCGACUUCAGCCCCCAGGGCGUGUCAACCAUCGCGUGGUCGCUGGCCACGCUGGAUGUGAUGAAUGGCAGCUAG
Molecule: messenger RNA, 1239 nt
Organism: Symbiodinium natans
Lineage: Eukaryota; Dinophyceae; Suessiales; Symbiodiniaceae
Source: the annotation of a GenBank genome assembly